AAGCAGGAACUUGCUCGCAACUUUACAAUGCUCAACAACCUGGCCAUCUCCACCUCCGUACUCUCGUUCUUCGUGCUGGCAGACACGUACGGCAAGUAUGGCCUGGCGUACGGCGGCCCCGUCAGCGUGAUUUGGGGCUGGGUAAUUUGCUCCGCCUUCAGUUUGGUGGUGGCGUUCUGCCUGGCUGAGCUGCUGUCCGCGUAUCCAACAAGCGGCGGCAUCUAUUACUGGUCCUGGGUUCUGGCGCCUGUACGGCAUCGUACGGCUAUUUGCUGGAUGGCUGGAUGGCUCAACCUGCUAGGACAGGUGGCUUUCACUGCGGGUCUGGAGUACAGCCUCGCCGAGGCCAUCGCAGGUGUCGUGUUCCUUCAGACCGGGGGCCCGUCGGGUAGCGGACUGCGGCUGUCUAAGACGGCGCUGUUUGGAAUCAUGGCGCUCAUGUUACUGGUUCACUCCAUCCUCAACUCCCUCACAUCCGCCAUUACCGCCUUCACAAAUAUGGUGUCAUUCUUUUGGCACGUGAUUGCCACUCUGGCGCUUUGUACGGUAAUACUGCUUACCGCGCGGCCGCUCAAUUCAGCGCAGUACGUUUUGACCACGUGGGCGUCCGACAUGGGGGAACAUGGUACGAGCCCCGGCUACACCUUCCUAAUGGGGCUGCUCAUGUCACAAUGGACCAUCAUGGGCUAUGACGCCAGCAUCCAUGUUGUGGAGGAAACCAUCGACGGCGAGAACGCCGGCAGCUUGGCACUUGUGGGCUCCGUAUGCGCGUGUAGUGGCCUGGGCUUCGUGCUGCUGCUGAGCCUCACUUUCGCCAUGCCGAGCAUGUACAACAUUCUAAAUCAGGACAAUGCUACGGGAGGUCAUGGAGCCAUUCUGCAGCUCCUUUGGGACGUGUUUAAAAAGCGGUACGGAAAUGGGUACGGCGCGCUCGGCCUGUCGUACAUCCCCCUGAUUGGCCUGUUCUUCUGCGCCAACGCGUCGCUGUGUGCAAAUGCGCGAAUGGCUUACGCCUUCAGCCGCGACGGCGCCAUGCCGGGGGCGCGCAUCUGGCGGCGACUGACCCAGCGGUCACGGUUACCUGUCAAGGCUUGCUGGCUGAUGGCGCUGCUGGCGCUGCUGCUGGGGCUGCCAUGCGUGUACAAUGACUUGUUCUUUGCCACUGUGAGCGCUGGAAGCGUUGUGGCGCUGUCUCUGAGCUAUGGCAUCCCCAUAUGCCUUCGGAUUUUCCACGACAAGCAUAGCUUUCUUCCGGGGCCCUUCAAUUUGGGCCGGGCAGGCAGAACGCUGGCGGUCGUGGCGUGCUCCUGGAUCUUGCUGACGAGUCUGGUAUUCACGCUUCCUACAUCCUACCCUGUGACGCCGGGCUCGGCCAACUACACCGCCGCACUCAUCAUGGCAGUACUGGCAGUGGCCGCAGUGCUGUUCUACGCGCCUGGUUUCGGAGGCAAAGUUUGGUUCACGGGGCCAGCACCCAACCUCGAUUAA
Volvox carteri f. nagariensis is the source of this 1488-nucleotide messenger RNA. RefSeq names its product amino acid carrier 1 (gene aoc1). The annotation marks the transcript as partial. The record is from RefSeq and is a predicted model, not a curated record. The transcript is spliced from 11 exons. Lineage: Eukaryota; Viridiplantae; Chlorophyta; Chlorophyceae; Chlamydomonadales; Volvocaceae. Gene Ontology annotation, biological process: transmembrane transport; amino acid transport. Gene Ontology annotation, molecular function: transmembrane transporter activity. Gene Ontology annotation, cellular component: membrane.